This is a messenger RNA of Neofelis nebulosa (Clouded leopard), 339 nucleotides long. RefSeq names its product transcription elongation factor A protein-like 8. NCBI's taxonomy places the organism in Eukaryota, Metazoa, Chordata, Mammalia, Carnivora, Felidae. Bases 1 to 339 code for a protein of 112 amino acids. The record is from RefSeq and is a predicted model, not a curated record. The transcript has a single exon.
AUGCAAAAAGAAAAUGAAGGAAAACCACAGAACAUGCCAAAGGUGGAGGCACACUGCCCUUCAGAAGAUGUACCACAGGAGGCAGAGGGAAAUCCUCAGCCUUCUGAAGGUAUAAGCCAAGAAACAGGAAGCCUUAGAGGAGGGCUGACCCAACCUGGCCUGGGGUUUAAAGAGGACACUCCCAUGAGGCAUUUGGACCUUGAAGAAAUAAUAAGAGGCGUAGAUGAGUGGGAAAGGCUUAAGAAAGAGAUAAGAAGAGUAAGAAACAAGUUUGCGAUGAUGCAUUGGAAGCAAAGACAUUCAUGCAGCUGUUCUUAUCCUGUGUGUUCUAGACCGUAA